Messenger RNA from Adineta ricciae, 1716 nucleotides. NCBI's taxonomy places the organism in Eukaryota, Metazoa, Rotifera, Eurotatoria, Adinetida, Adinetidae. The record is from the annotation of a GenBank genome assembly.
AUGAAUCUUACACAAAUGCAUCAAUGUGGCAAUGUCAAUUGCCAUUGUCAAACUAAGAAAAGUCUUGUUAAUGAUUAUAAUAGAGCGACAUUUACGCGAACAGUUUAUCAAGUUGAUGCCACAACAAUCUGUCGACUUAUUAAACGAAAUGAAUAUCAUUGUUUAUACAAAUCGUUUGGACAACUGCUUUACCUCGCUUCAAAAGAUCGACAACGGAAGAAAAGUCGACAUCAGAUAGAUAAUCUUCUGUUAUUGCAGAACGUGCAAGAUCUAAUUCCAAUAGCGAUUCAUUGGAAUCCAGCUCAAUGCACCACUAGUGACGUCGAAGAUCUCGUCUCACUUAUCGAUCCAUUCAUUUCGCUUCGAGAACUGUUCUACGACGUGACUAAUAAUGAUACUUCAAAUAAACAAUUGAAUCUCAUUGGUCUCAUUUGUUUUUAUGGUGGUUCAGUCGAAGUGUUUUUUUCCUAUGAACAUUCGAUCUCGAAAUGGCUCUUCUGCUUCGAUGGGAACAUCACCGUCGUCAGUGAUUGGAAUGCUGUUCGAAGCAAAUGUAUUGAUUUUCAUCUUCAACCGUUCUUGCUUAUAUACGUUAAUUCCAAACAAAAUCCUGUUGAUAUAACUCAAUUACUCAAACGAACUGUGAUUCAGGAGAAAAUUGUACCUUGCGAAAGAAGAUUAGAAUCUUUCAAACGUUCAAUGACAAAACAGGAACCAUAUCAAUCAAGUGACAAGAACUCUCCGCACGAAUUAGGCGAUAUGUCAAAAAUCUCCUCAUUUGCUUCAUUGAAUUCUUCUAUGUUAUUCCUACCAAAAUCAUCAUCAUCAUCAUCGUAUAUCAAUCAAGAAACAGUCGCUAAAGUCAUGCAACAACAACUAUCAAAGAAAGGCGAAUCAUUAUCAGAUAUCGCAUCACCCCUCGGUCAGAGUCGAACCAUCAAGCAACAAAAGUCCGAUGAGAUAUUGUCAAGUGCAGAUUCGUCAACGUCAUCAUCAUCAUUUUCCUCCCAACGUGAUUCUGGUUUAAGUAGCGGUAUCACGGACGGUUCGAGUGAUGAUAGCCUUGCCGAUAAUACCGAUCCGACUGAUCAAAUGAUGAAUGAUACUCAUCUCGAUAUGUCAUUAGCAUCAAUUGAAUAUUAUCUCGAACAAUCGUUGAAAUACGAAAGUGCAAGUCAUUAUUCAUCAGCACUAGAAUCGUGUCAACGCGCAUUAGCAUUAAUUGAUCAGAUGCUGCAUCUCUAUCAAAAAACGAACACACGGUUAGCAGUCUAUUUUCGACCGAGGAAGAAUAGUUUGUUACUACGAAUUCGUUCGUUGAAAAAACGACAGAUGGAAUUCAAAGAGUCAAACGAAAUUCCAGUUGUAAUCGAAAAAAAUCAAUUGGAAACGAAAAUGUCAAUACUAACGUCGACAAGUCGGCUAUCUCGGCCGAAAAAGAAUGUGAAAUUUUCCGAUAAUGUCGCACUGAUUGUUCCGACCUUCGAUAAUGAUAACGAACCGCCUCGAGAACAUUUGAUUCAUUCUUUUCUGAGAAAUAUUCAUCAACAGCAAGAUUCUGAAUCUGAGUCACUUUCGUCAUCAAUAAACGAAAUUCCGAUCGGUUUAAUCGAAUGUUCACUCUGUCAUAAACGAGUUUCGGAUACGAAUCAACUGGGAAAUUAUUGUUCGAAUUGUCAUUUUUAUAUGCAACGAUUUCAACCGAUUAAUUCGUAA